GUUAGCUGUCGAAGGUGGUGCCCAGUCAGUCUCUGAGCCUGCAGCGCUCCCACCACCCAGGAGACGCAGUGUAUUGAGAAGAGGGCUCCUAUACAUGGCUAUCUCUGGGGUCACCUUCUACGUAGGCAGUACUGCCGCAGCUUUGACGAACGAUCGGUUUUAUGACUUUUUCGUCGAGUCUGUUCCGUUCGGGGAAUCUAUCAUGGACUACGCUGAAGGUGAGGGGUGGGACCAGGCCAUGCUUUCUGGGAUCCCAAAGGAUGUCGUCGACACGGCGAAAACGGCAUACAGUUCCGUUGCUGGUGCGUUUUCCCGAACCAUGGGUUCUGGGAAUAGUCCUCCAGCCCCAUCGCCUCCUACUCAGGACUCGUCUCCACGGCCUGCUGGACCUGCGUCUACUAGCAACGCAAAGGGCGCUGUCUCUCCAACGGCAGCCUCCGCCUCCGCCUCGGCAAAAACUGGCGGCGUGGAAAAGGCAUCUACUGUGAAAAAGACCAUCAAGGAGAAGACAUACAAAUGGACCAACGACAUCGAGCCUCUUGUCAGAGAAGCCGAAAUUGCUCUUAAGGAUGACUGGAAAUUCCCAACUCUCCAAACAUCCAAGUCCGAACCCGAUUCCGCUCCCGCUGCUAGUCCUCCGCCAGGAAAGAAGCCUUUCACCGGCCAGCUUCCUAUUGGUCAUACCCUUCCACCAGGCUACUACAUACCAUCGGAAUCCAAACCUGCAGACCGCGUUGGUCUUAAAUCCUCCAUCAGCACAUUCCCCCUCCCUCUUGUCGCUCCUGCAGUCUCCAAUCUCUCCGCAUCUGAGCCUGCUAUUGCCCAGAUAGCAUCCAAUAUUGAUACUCUUGCUAAUUUCCUUAAGGCUGGUCCUAAUGGCGCGGAGGGUGCGCGUGGCAUCCUCGAGGCUGCUCAGAAGGAUCUGAAGCAGCUUGGGCUCCGCAUUGAUGCUGCUAAGGUAGAAGAAAAGAAGAAGCUAGAGGAGCAGCUAGAGGCCCAGGCGUUGGAUUAUUCUCAGAAACUCUUACAACUGGAGGUCGACGCCCAGGACAAGAUAGAUGCUCAAGAGGAAGGAUACAAAGCGAUGCUUGAGGAGGAGAGGGACAGGGUUAUUCAGGAUUUCCGCCAAAAACUCGCCAAUGAGCUCGAGACUCAGAGCCAGAUCAUCAAUGAACGCCUAAAGGAGGAGGUCAUUGCACAGGGAAUCGAGAUGCAACGUCGUUGGAUACGUGAGAUCAAAGUCCGUGUCGAACAGGAGAGAGGUGGUCGCCUUUCCAAACUGGAGGACUUUGCAACAAAUUUGAAGAAAUUAGAACGUGUCACGCUUGACAAUUCAUCCUACCUUGACGAAAAUCUUCGUUUACACGCGCUUUGGUCUGCUCUGCGUGCUUGCUCUAGCGCCGUGGACUCGCCAGUGCGCAAGCCCUUCCGGGAGGAACUGCGCGUGCUUAGACACGUCACAGCCGCACGGGAUGACCCCAUUAUCAGCACUGUGCUCCGGUCGUUGGAGCAAGGUGAUGCCGCUGAUACUGGCGUUGAGCCCCUCCCAGAUCUUGUCUCGUGGUUCAUUGCCUCGGUGGCACCACGCCUCGAAAACGUCGCCCUAGUCCCCGAACAGAACGCGGGGUUGCUAUCUCAUCUCGCGUCUAGCGUGUUAUCAACGUUCAGGUUUAAGAGACAAGGAUUGGUGGAGGGUGACGAUGUGUCCAGUGUCAUCGCGAGAGCGGAGCACUACCUUGCAGAAAAAGAUUUAGAUUCUGCGGCCAGAGAGCUUAAUCAGCUCAGAGGCGUGCCGAAAGCCCUGCUGUCUGACUGGCUCUCAGCUGCGCGAAAACGGCUAGAAGUCGAGCAAGCAUUAGCAAUCGUAGAAUCACAGGCAACGUUAUCGUCAUUAUUGGUUGUAUGAUGUUCAUUAUUCACCAAUAGAAUUUAUUCCUCAAAGAAUGAUCG
Messenger RNA from Cantharellus anzutake, 1950 nucleotides. Its product is annotated as mitochondrial inner membrane protein Mitofilin. The record is from RefSeq and is a predicted model, not a curated record. Gene Ontology annotation, biological process: cristae formation. The transcript is spliced from 3 exons. Bases 95 to 1906 code for a protein of 603 amino acids. Gene Ontology annotation, cellular component: MICOS complex. NCBI's taxonomy places the organism in Eukaryota, Fungi, Basidiomycota, Agaricomycetes, Cantharellales, Hydnaceae.